Messenger RNA from Alexandromys fortis (reed vole), 767 nucleotides. RefSeq names its product ly6/PLAUR domain-containing protein 8-like. The record is from RefSeq and is a predicted model, not a curated record. The transcript has 5 exons. Lineage: Eukaryota; Metazoa; Chordata; Mammalia; Rodentia; Cricetidae. Bases 1 to 750 code for a protein of 249 amino acids. Gene Ontology annotation, biological process: defense response to Gram-negative bacterium.
AUGAAAGGCAUUCUCAUUGCUGGUGUCUUUGCGGCGUUUGCCAUCACAGUUAUAGACUCCCUGGAUUGUAGGCAGUGUACCACAAACGAUGACAUUAAGAGCUGCAAGGAUGAAGCCUCUUCAUGUGGUGAAAGUACAGAUUUUGUGAGUUGUGUGGAGUCCUUGGUCAAUUCCACUCUAGGAGGGUCUCAGCCUUUGUACCAGGAAAGGUCCUGCUCGGCAAGUAAUUGCGAGACCAUAAUUCAAGCAGACUUCACGGUGCGUUUGCCUGAUGCUCAACAAUAUCAUUUUGUAAGCCAGUGCUGCCAAGGAGAGGCAUGCAAGGACACAGACCCUGGACCACGGAAUCUCACCAACACCCAGUGCUCUUCUUGCUAUAGCACUAACCAAGGAGCCUGCAACGAGACAACCCAACAGUGUUUUGAAGGAGAGCAAUGUGUCCACAUCAUUGUUCAGCAUGGAAGUGGCGAGGAGUCUGUUACAGAAGAGCUGAAAGGCUGUUCUGAUAUCAGUGAUGCUACUUGCAAAGCCCUGGAUUCUGAGAGCGCAAAAAUUGGAGAAUUCACUUUCCAGAAAGUUAACUGCACAAAAGCGACCAUAAUCCCAGAAGUCACCACCACCACGACCCCAACCACAGUCACCACGACCCCUAGCACAGUCACCACGACCCCUAGUACCAGCACAACCAUCAAAGCUUCCUUCAUCUCCUCUGUCUUUGGCAGCCUCCUUCUUCUGAAGCUGCUAUUCUGAGGUCCCUGGGCUCUGCC